This is a messenger RNA of Saccostrea echinata, 2733 nucleotides long. RefSeq lists its product as uncharacterized. Bases 46 to 2733 code for a protein of 895 amino acids. Gene Ontology annotation, molecular function: protein binding. The record is from RefSeq and is a predicted model, not a curated record. Gene Ontology annotation, cellular component: plasma membrane; stereocilium tip; stereocilia ankle link complex. Lineage: Eukaryota; Metazoa; Mollusca; Bivalvia; Ostreida; Ostreidae. The transcript has 21 exons.
AGGUGUGUGCAAGCACUUGCUGAUACUAUAUCAGGGUGCAUAACAAUGGCGUCAAAUAAGGUUGCCAUCGCCAAUGAACUUUUUGAAAAGGUCAAUGAACUUCUUCCAGAGGAGGAGAGACCCCUGAUUUUUGAAGCAUUAAAGAGAUACCAGUCGUCUAUGGAUUUAAAGAGGCUAAUAUCAGAUAUGAAGAUAGUACUGAAUGAGCCAACAAAAUUGGAGAUCUAUGAAUAUAUGAGACCUCUGAUACCUCCCAAACACCAAUCAGAUUAUGACAAAUUAGCACCAGCACCACCUGGCAGAAAGCUAAGGGCCAUCACUCUGAGAAAACGUGCAAACGAAAGCUUUGGAUUUGCAGUUAGAGGAGGCUUUGAACAUGGAGUAGGAGUGUUUGUGUCUCAUGUAAAUCCAGGCUCACAGGCAGAACAGAAGGGGCUUAGGGUAGGAGAUGAAAUAGUGCGGGUUAAUGGCUACACCAUAGCAGAAGCUGUCCAUGAGGAAGUGCUAAACCUAAUCAAAGGUCAAGAUGAGAUCGAGCUCAAGGUCACCAAUAUUGGGAUGUUGCCUGUAAAAGAACGAGCCACAGAUCCCCUUACCUGGUCCUAUGUAGACAAAACUCUGAAAGGUGUCAAGGGAGCUUCAGAACAUUUACUGAGAGGACGGGAGGAGAAAGCAGAAGAAGUGAAGCUGUUUGUGAAUCUGAGACAAUCCCCUUCCCUUGGUUGCAGAAUAGUAAGUGGACCAUCCAACUACAGAGGCAUAUUUGUUGAACAUGUCAACCCAGGAUCAAUGGGGGCAGAGGUGGGAAUAGAGGCAGGGGAUCAAAUUGUUAGUGUUAAUGGUACCAGCUUUCUCAACAUCUCCCACCAAGAGGCAAUUGUGGCGUUAAAGAGCAGCAAGGAACUGAAUCUUGUUAUCAGAAAAGGAGUGGGUCUUCCUCUGUUUGCUGCUGCUGGGGAGCCAAGCAAACCAAAGACCCAGGUAACAAAGGCACAGUUAGAGACCCUACCCUCAGGAAGUGGGAGUGUUCUAGAAUUGGACAACUGGACUUUAAGAGGUGCAGAAUCAGAAAUGGAAACUGAAUUGAUACUGGCAGAAUUGGCUAGACUCAGAUGGAAACAGAAGAGGAUAUCUGGUCGAUCCUUCCAGAAACAAGAAGCCGUGGAAGACACUGAUGCAGAAGACAAUGUCUGCAUUGUAGGGAAGGAAGAAAAAGAAAUUUAUGAUCAAAAUAACCAAGGACAGAAUAAAGACCCUGAAACAGUCCCUUCUAAAUCCAUGGAUUACUUAACUGUCCCAAAUCAGCAUCAAAAUAACACUUCUUCUCACCAGAAAAAGAAGUUGGACAGACAUGAUUCAUUUAAUUCUGAUUACACACCUGAGAAAGUUGAAAGCAACUCAAGUCCCUUAGACUAUCUCUCAGUUCCCUCACACCUAUUUCCAAAUGACACUCCUGCUCAACAGAGGAAAAAUUCCAGUGAUUCUCAGAGUAAUGAGGACCUGACUAGAAAUACUGAAGCAGACAUUGAAGAUACUUUUAUAGAAAUUCCUGUACCACAUUUUGAGGUUAAUUCAAACACACCUUUGGGAACUGUUAGCAAAGAAAGGGCCUCAAUGGAGGACUUAGUAAAACAGCUAACAGAAAACACAGAGGAUGAUGAAAAUGAUGCCAAUCUGGCCAAGAAGAUACAGAUGAAAAGUAAUUCAUUACAAACUAUGCAAAUAAAAAGUCAUUCAUUGAGAAGGAUAGAAAAGGAAAGAAGAGCAGGGGUUGAUGCUUUCUCUAUUGAAGACAGGAGUCCAGUUAUGAAAAGAAGAAAUUCCAACAACAACAGAAGAAAGAAAGGGAAAGAAGCAAAGGUUGUGCAGUUUGUAGAGGAUGAACCUGAGUUGAUCGAUUCUAGGAAAACAUCACUCAAACUAAAGAGCAAAGAGAUGACAUCCAUGAAAAGAGGUGAUUUAGAUACAGGAGAAGAAAAGCUUAAACUAUUGGAAGAGAUCCAGCAACUUAGGGAAGAAAAACUACACGAAACAGAAAGAAGGAAAGAGCUUGAAGACACUUUAGAGUCCAUGAAAAACUGGGAAACAACUCAAAGACUUCAAAAAGUUUUGGAUGAGAAGAAAAAGAAACAAGCCAGGGAAGCAGAAAAGCUUAGACAAGAGAUGUUUGAAAGUAACAGAAAACGGAGACAGGGCUUAGAAAAAGAACUUUUAUUAAAAGUUUCUAGAAACAGAAAAGAAAGAGAAAGAAUGAUCCGCUAUCAGAGGCAAAAGCAAGAACAAGAGGAAAUGCUGAGGGAGGGCGCCAUGAGUAACUUUGUGCAGUCUAUGUUACACAUGUGGAGGCCUCACCUUAGUCCAAAGUCAUCAGUCAUGGAACAGGAGAGUAUGGACAAUGUGGAGACAGAGAAAGGUACAAAUCUAACAGACCACAUAGAUGACCAACUGUAUUCCAGGAUCCACAAAUCCUCAUCAUCAUCAACAUUACCAUCUGACAGAAGUCAAGGAAAGACAAAACAAAGGAAAAGGAAAGACAAACUGCUGUCAAGGAAAUCUUCCUCAUUUGACCUCAGCACACAUUCUAAUGACCUUGACCUCUAUGAGAGAUCCAUUGACCUACAUCCAGACCUCAACAUUUCAUCACAAAUUGAUGAUGAUUUAUUAAAUAGCUAUGAUUUUGCUCAGUCAGGACAUCAGCCAAAUAAUGUAGUUACUACAACUGUAUGCAUCUGA